GGCCGGCGGCGUGGGUCUUUGCUCUGCACGGAGCCGGCGCCUUGGCAGUUGCUUCGGCGGAAAGGUGGUAGUUCGGCAUUUGGAAAGGCCAGGGAACUAGCUACGAUUCUCUCAGCGGGUAAUUGGCUGCUCCUAGUCUCUCUUCUCCUGAAGUUUGAAAUGCUUUAUCUCAUCGGCUUGGGCCUGGGAGAUGCCAAGGACAUCACAGUCAAGGGCCUGGAAGUUGUUAGACGCUGCAGUCGAGUGUAUCUGGAAGUCUACACCUCAGUCCUGACUGUAGGGAAGGAAGCCUUGGAAGAGUUUUACAGAAGAAAAUUGAUUCUUGCUGAUAGAGAAGAAGUGGAACAAGAAGCAGAUAAUAUUUUAAAGGAUGCUGAUAUCAAUGAUGUUGCGUUCCUUGUGGUUGGUGAUCCAUUUGGGGCUACAACACACAGUGAUCUUGUUCUAAGAGCAACAAAGCUGGGAAUUCCUUAUAGAGUUAUUCACAAUGCCUCCAUAAUGAAUGCUGUAGGCUGCUGUGGUUUACAGUUAUAUAAGUUUGGAGAGACAGUUUCUAUUGUUUUUUGGACAGACACUUGGAGACCAGAAAGCUUCUUUGACAAAGUGAAGAAGAACAGACAAAAUGGCAUGCACACAUUAUGUUUACUAGACAUCAAAGUAAAGGAGCAGUCUUUGGAAAAUCUAAUCAAGGGAAGGAAGAUCUAUGAACCUCCACAGUAUAUGAGUGUAAACCAGGCAGCCCAGCAGCUUCUGGAGAUUGUUCAGAAUCAAAGAAUACGAGGAGAAGAACCAGCAAUUACCGAGGAGACACUUUGUGUUGGCUUAGCCAGGGUUGGAGCCGACGACCAGAAAAUUGCAGCAGGCACUUUACAGCAAAUGUGUACUGUGGACUUGGGAGAACCAUUGCAUUCCUUGAUCAUCACAGGAGGCAGCAUACAUCCAAUGGAGAUGGAGAUGCUAAGUCUGUUUUCCAUACCAGAAAAUAGCUCAGAAUCUCAAAGCGUCAAUGGACUUUGAACAUAGAUAUUUACUAUUGUCUGAUGUAAAUUUCAGCCAUAUAUGGAUUGAUAUGGUUUGGCUAUAUCCCCACCCAAGUCUCAUCUUGAAUUUUAAUCCUCAUAAUUCCCAGGUGUUGUGGUAGGUAAUUGAAUCAUGGGGGCAGUUUCCCUCAUGCUGUUCUCAUGAUAGUGAGCUUUCAUGAGAUCUGAUGGUUUUAUAAGCACCUGGCAUUUCCCCUACUGGCUGUCAUUCUCACUCUUGCCGCCCUGUGAAGAGGUGCCUUCCGCCAUGAUUGUUAAGUUUCCUGAGGCCUUCCCAGCCAUGUGGAACUGUGAGUCAAUUAAACCUCUUUUAUAAUUA
This is a messenger RNA of Symphalangus syndactylus (siamang), 1359 nucleotides long. RefSeq names its product diphthamide biosynthesis 5 (gene DPH5). Gene Ontology annotation, molecular function: diphthine synthase activity. Lineage: Eukaryota; Metazoa; Chordata; Mammalia; Primates; Hylobatidae. The record is from RefSeq and is a predicted model, not a curated record. Gene Ontology annotation, biological process: protein histidyl modification to diphthamide.